Capsicum annuum is the source of this 2023-nucleotide messenger RNA. Its product is annotated as serine/threonine protein phosphatase 2A 57 kDa regulatory subunit B' kappa isoform. Bases 338 to 1858 code for a protein of 506 amino acids. Gene Ontology annotation, cellular component: protein phosphatase type 2A complex. Gene Ontology annotation, biological process: signal transduction. Gene Ontology annotation, molecular function: protein phosphatase regulator activity. Lineage: Eukaryota; Viridiplantae; Streptophyta; Magnoliopsida; Solanales; Solanaceae. The record is from RefSeq and is a predicted model, not a curated record. The transcript has 2 exons.
CUAAUAUUUAAUCUUGUUCAGUGUUCCGUUUUUGGUUGUGGUGGCAUCUGUGUGAAUCCUAUCCCAGAUCUGAGAUUUAUGCAACUGUAAAUAGGUGGAUUUGGGAUUGAGAUUUUGAAUUCAAUGAGCUUUUAGAUGAAAAAAGUGAUGUAAUUCUGAUAAUAGCGCUGUCUUCUGAACAUUUCGCUUAUGGUUGCCGCAAGAUCUGUUAUUUUCUUCAAAGUUUGUGGUCUCCUGGUUUGUGUUCUUAUACUUUUUUCGUUGAAAUAUGCAUAGGUAGAUUGUUUUGGAGUGUUGGCUUAGGUUUAGUCUUGCUGCAAGUUGAAGCAACGCUACUAUGCUUAAGCAAAUUCUUGCAAAACUUCCUAGGAAAUCAUCAAAAUGUGAUACGUUUGAUUCAGCGGGAAGCAAUUCCUGCAACAACACCUCAAAUUUGGGGAGUGGAAUUCAAUUUACCAAUAGUUGCACUGUCAUAGCAAACAGGCUGAAUGUAGUAAAACGGAUGUCGACAGCAAUCUUUCCUGCAAGUAUUGUGGCUGGUGGUGAGUCCGUGGCACCACAUGUGCCCUUUAAAGAUGUUUCAAAUGCGGAGAAGCAAAGCUUAUUUGUAAGCAAGUUGAAUCUCUGCUGUACAAUUUAUGAUUUCAAUGAUCCCGAUAAAGACUCCGCUGAGAAGGACUUGAAACGACAAGUUUUGCUGGAGCUGAAUGAUUUUGUUGCUUCAGGAUCUGCAAGAUUCACGGAAUCAGCAAUCGCUGCAGUCUGUAAAAUGUGUGCAGUUAACGUGUUCAGAACUUUUCCUCCCAAGUAUCUCUCAGUUCGUGGUGAAAGUGAAGAGGAUGAACCAAUGUUUGAUCCAGCUUGGUGUCAUUUACAACUUGUGUAUGACUUGUUCCUUAGCGUUAUCAGUCAAGGCUCUCUUGAUGCAAAGGUUGCUAAGAAAUACGUAAACCAUUCUUUCAUGUUGAAACUGCUUGACCUAUUUGAUUCUGAGGACCCAAGAGAAAGAGAAUGCUUGAAAUCAAUAUUGCAUCGCCUUUAUGGGAAGUUCAUGAUGCACAGGCCUUUUAUCCGAAAGGCUGUAAGCAAUAUCUUUUAUCGUUUCGCUUUUGAGACACAAAGACAUAACGGAAUUGCUGAGCUUCUGGAGGUUUUCGGAAGUGUAAUUAGUGGUUUUGCUUUACCAUUGAAGGAAGAGCACAGAUUAUUCUUCUCUAGAGCCUUGAUACCUUUACACAAGCCAAAAUCGCUGGGUAUCUAUCAUCAACAGUUAGCAUACUGUGUUGUACAGUUCAUAGAAAAGGAACAACAUCUGGCUAGCAUAGCGAUAACAAGAUUGUUGAGGUAUUGGCCAGUGACAAAUAGCCAGAAACAAUUGAUGUUCAUCAGUGAAUUGGAAGAAAUUUUAGAAAUGAUCAGUAUUGCUGAGUUUGAGAAGAUCAUGGUGCCACUGUUUCGUCGUAUAGGAUAUUGCCUUAACAGCUCCCAUUUCCAGGUGGCUGAAAGAGCACAUUUCUUGUGGAACAACGAUAAUGUCCUUAACCUCGUGAUGCACAACAGGCACGUGAUCAUGCCAAUUAUUAUCUCAGCUUUAGAACGGAACAGCCAGAACCACUGGAAUAAAGCUGUUCUUAAUCUGACUCAAAAUGUGAGGAAAGUCUUCUCUGAGAUGGAUGAAGAGCUCGUACUCGACUGCCAAGGCAAGCUCGAAGAAGAAAAUUCAAAGUCAAAUGUAGCAGCCGAGAGACGAAGGUUGACAUGGGAACGCCUAGAAAGUGUCGCUAAUUAUGAACCUGUUACCAUUCCUUCUAAUAUUCAAGGCUUGGUAAAACCUUCCACCUGUCUCAUUUCUUGCUAAUUUGAUCGUUGAUCGAUAGAAUGAACCAUCGUAGCUCUCAUUUCACGCGGUUUAUUUCGUGAAAAAAGAAGCAUGCAUGUUCCUGUUUCUUUAGUGUAUGGAUUUUGUGUCUUGGAAUAUGAAUGUAUAUAGAGGAUGCCACAAGGCAACAUGUUCACAUUUCAA